CAUACCAAAUAGGUACGACAUGAAGCAUUAUACUUGUUUCAAUCGUGAAAAAUCUGGAUCAUCGAUGAAUAUAUAGUCACACUUCUCAAAUCUACAUUAAUAAUAAACAUGUUACAGUGCAAUAAAAGCCCUUUUUCGAACUGAAUUGAUGUAGUAUUGUAAGUUUAUCAGUUUCGAUGUAGGGUACUAUCCAAGUUGGAGAGAAUUGCAACUGUUCCUUGUUAAAUGUAUGGUCUGCUGAUUGUUGUUGUUGAAUCUAUAUAGUGAACAGUGGAGUUUUAAGAGGACAUACUGUUAUUUGUUCAUUUUGAUAUUUGCCCAGUUCUUAUAUCAUUUUUAAAAACUUGUUUCGAAAAGCUUUAGGCUAGUGAAUCAUUAAAAUAAAAGUCUUCCAAUAUUGAUAGUGUUGAUACUUCUUUGGUACGCAGAUAUGUUUUAUGCAGAAUUGACCAGUGUCUAUCAAAAUGGGUGGGGUGGGGGAGGAGAUUGGACAAAUGAGGUGUUUAUAAUUUAAAUUUGCAGUUGUUUUUCAAGCUAAAGUAAAUAAGAUAGUUUUUUAUGCAAGUCUCUUAACAAAGUUAACUACUAGCAAUGCAUUGUAAUUAUGAAGUGAUUUGUUUUAAACAAAUUCCAAUCAACACUGUAUGAUUAUACAUAUGUUGCAAAACCCUAUUCAGAAUUGUAAGUAAACAAAUAUAUGUCAGUUGAAAUGAUUGUGAAAGGUCUUUCAUGUAACUGUUUUAUGACACAAUUUGUCUUAUAGAAAUGAAGGAAUUGCACACCAGUCAGAGUGUGAAGAUCCCUAAGGGAGUGUCCUGCAGUGUGAGGGCCAGGAAGGUGAUCAUUAAAGGACCUCGAGGGAAUCUUACCAGAACCUUCCGUCACCUGGCUGUGGACAUAACAAUGGUGAACAAGAACACGAUCAUGGUAGAGAAAUGGUUUGGCAAACACAAAGAGUUGGCUGCAGUCAGGACUGUAUGCAGUCACAUAGAAAAUAUGAUCAAGGGGGUCACAAAGGGCUUUCUUUACAAAAUGAGGUCAGUGUAUGCCCAUUUCCCCAUUAACUGUGCAGUACAGGAAGGUGGACACGCAGUGGAGAUCAGGAAUUUCUUGGGAGAGAAAUUUGUCCGUAGAGUGAACAUGUUAAAUGGAGUAAAUAUCAAACCUUCAACUCAAAAGGAUGAGUUUAUCCUGGAGGGCAAUGACAUAGAGGCUGUAUCGACAUCAGCUGCUUUGAUUCAGCAAUCCACCACUGUGAAAAAGAAGGAUAUCAGAAAGUUCUUGGAUGGUAUUUAUGUGUCAGAGAAGACUACAGUUGUCCAAGAAUAAUUGUAACUGUACAAAAAUAAAGUCUUAAAAAAAAUGUCCAACUCGUUUUCAAUUACUGUCUCAAAAUGCAGGCAAUGACAGUUUGUCUUGUUCCUAAAAAGGACCUAUCCUUUACAAGAGUUGAUCACAAUAGAGGUUCUGAAUUCUUUGGAAAUCUUCCAGUACAAUGCAGUUUGUUAAAGGAAUAUACAAGCAUCUUUACAUAGUGGCGAUUCAAGUUUACACCAUAGCUGGCAUAACUACAAUUGAAUUUUUACAACAGAAUUGAUAAGAAAGUUCUUUAAAAAUUAUCUUGUGAACAAAUGAGUUAAUUUAAAUUAAGCAAAAUGACUGAAAAUGGUAGUUAAAAAUUGCUCCUUUCAAUGCACAUUUUGUGUUGUAUAUACUGUUAAAGUGCUUCCUCGAUAUAUAUCGAGGGAGCACUACUUGAAUGUGGAAAAAUCGUUUUACAUGCUC
Ostrea edulis (European flat oyster) is the source of this 1785-nucleotide messenger RNA. RefSeq names its product 60S ribosomal protein L9-like. Gene Ontology annotation, cellular component: ribosome; cytosolic large ribosomal subunit. The record is from RefSeq and is a predicted model, not a curated record. NCBI's taxonomy places the organism in Eukaryota, Metazoa, Mollusca, Bivalvia, Ostreida, Ostreidae. Gene Ontology annotation, biological process: cytoplasmic translation. The coding region runs from base 766 to 1329 and encodes 187 amino acids. The transcript has 4 exons. Gene Ontology annotation, molecular function: structural constituent of ribosome; rRNA binding.